AUGGAGCGGUGGGCCGGGUCGGUCUGGGGUUCCCUGUGGGGGGCCGGCUGGGGCCGCUGGCCGGGCUGGGAGCUGUUGGCCGCCUGCGCGGUGAUCGGCGUGGUAGGCUGGCUGCUCCGCUUGCUGGACAGGAGGCCGGGCGGCCGGAGGGCUCUGGGGCCGCUCCCCUCGCAACCCCCGCUGUCCGGGGGGAGCCGGCGCUGCAGUGGGAGCCGCCCAGGUGAAAUAACAAUGGAUACUAUAUUGUCUCGACUGAAGAAGCUAACGCCUGAUGAUCUUAGAGAAGAAAUUGUGAAAGCUGGACUGAAGUGUGGACCUAUUACCUCAACCACCAGGUUUAUUUUUGAAAAAAAAUUGGCUCAGUUUUUGUUGGAACAACAGGGAGGGUUGGAGAUCAAUGCAUCCACUGUUUCAAAGAAAUCUUCUGAAAACACUGCAUUUGAUAGUAGCCAGUCAGAAAUACAAAGAGCUUUGAAAUCUACUGCAGUGAACCACAAGAGUCAUAUAAACGUCUCUGAAGAGGGAGACUUUGGGUACAAUAUGGGCCUGAAUCCCCCAGAAGAGGAAGCUGUAAUGCACAAGACCUGUUCUGCAUCAGUCUGUGGAGCAGUAGAUGUUGAUUCACAAAUAAAUGCUCAGACACCAUCUAGAGAUCCUCCUCUAUACUAUGGCGUAUGUCCCGUUUAUGAUGACAUAUUGGCAAGAAAUGAGAAAGUGCAUGUUUAUGAUGAUAGAAAGGAAGCUCUGCAAGCUGUUAAGAUGAUUAAGGGCUCCCGAUUUAAAGCUUUCUCCAACAGAGAAGAUGCUGAGAAAUUUGCAAAAGGAAUAUGUGAUUACUUCCCAUCUCCAAGCAAGUCAUCCUUAUCUUUAUCUCCAGUGAAAAUAGGACCAUUAUUUAACAGAGAUGGCUUAUGCUCCCCUGAGACAGAAACAGUUAAUAAAGAAAGAGCCAACAGUUAUAAAAGUCCCCGUACCCAGGACCUUACUGCCAAACUUCGGAAAGCUGUAGAGAAAGGAGAUGAAGCAACAUUUUCAGAACUUAUCUGGAGUAACCCACGCUAUCUGAUUGGAUCUGGAGACAACCCAACAGUUGUACAAGAAGGGUGUAGGUACAAUGUCAUGCAUGUUGCUGCCAAGGAGAAUCAAGCUGGCAUCAGCCAGUUGCUAUUAGACACUUUGGAAAAUCCUGAAUUUAUGCGGCUCAUGUAUCCAGACGAUGAUGAAGUAAUGUUGCAGGAGCGCAUUAGAUAUAUAGUUGACCUUUACCUUAAUACGCCGGAUAAAAUGGUAUUUGAUACUCCAUUGCAUUUUGCUUGCAAGUUUGGGAAUCUGGAUGUGGUUAAUGUGCUUACCUCGCACCCAGACAUUGUAAAAAAUCCAAGGAACAAGUAUGGUCAAACUCCAGCAGAAGUAAUCUGUGAAAGAAACAAAAAUAAAUCGAUGGAACUGAAAGAGAAAAUAAGAGAAUAUUUGAAAGGUCGAUAUUAUGUGCCACUCUUGCGAGCAGAAGGCAAUUCCUCAUCUCCAGUGAUUGGUGCACCUUGGUCACCUGAUCAGUCAGAUGAUAACCCCCUUACAGCUUUACCUAAACACAGUGGCAGCCCCAAAGAUCCAGUCUUGUCAGUGAGAGCUUUUGCAGGCCCAAUGACCCCCUCCAAGGCAGAAGAAUUUCGCAGGCUUUGGAAAACUCCACCUAGAGAGAGAGCAGGCUUCUUUCACAAUGUCAGGAAAUCCGAUCCAGAAAGAGGAGUUGAAAGAGUUGGAAGGGAGUUAGCUCAUGAGCAGGGGUUCCCGUGGGUUGAAUACUGGGAAUUUCUGGGCUGUUUUGUUGAUCUGUCUUCCCAGGAGGGGUUGCAAAAAUUAGAAGAAUACCUGAGUCAACGGGAAAUGAGCGAAAAGGCUCAGCAAGAAACAGGAGAAAAUGAAACCUGCAACAGAUAUAAAACUCCACAUCCUUCUGGCAAAAGUAAAAAAUGCUGCAAUUCAAUUUCUGUUGGAGCAUUUUUAGAUGAAGAUGAUGAUGACAUGAGCUUAGAAGAAAUUAAAAACAGACAGAAUGCAGCACGGAAUAACAGCCCACCUGUUGUGUCUAAGGAAUCGAGUAUAGAUGCUAUUGGAGAUUCGGAGUGUGACAUCCUGUCGAUGGAACACAAAGUAAACAUUAUAGAAACAUCGGACCUCUCCAUGCAUUACGAGAAGGAGGUUUCAUCCAGCAAAAAUGGAUUUUGCAGCCCUGUAACUAAUGAGAGGAUAACUAGUGACAGAAAACAUUCACGUGGUGGAGAGGAGUGCCUUAUAUCCCCAGUCUCCAAUUUAAUGGCGGAAUUUGAAAGACUGUCUUUCCAAGGCCAAGCAGUGGCAGGGGAAUGUUUGGUGGCGAAAUCAAACAAAAUCACUGCAAAAAUUGAGAAUGAGAGAAUUUUGGCUGAAGGAAUGAGCCAGGUCAGAAUAUUAUCUAAGGACCAGCUGGGUAAAACCUGCUCAGCACUUUCUGUGGCAAGCUGUUCUGAGCCAGCUACUACUGAAAAGCCUGGAGAUACAAAAUUAAGGACAGAAAACAAAAUACCCUCAGAAGCUGAAAGACUGUCAUUGGACCCUGGUAUUUGGGACAAAGAGACACAGCAGCUUGGCAGUCUUGCAGUGCAAUCUGAGUGUGCUGCUUAUUUGUGUCAAGAGCCCUCUUCUCAGAGAUUUCUUUUGAAGACUCCACCAACAAAUGAAAAUACAAAGAAGUUAUUCCUCUUUGGGGAACAACCAUCAAAGCUGGAUAGUGAUGUCUUAGCAGCUGUAGAAGGAGUAGAGAUUGACCCACAAAAAUACCCCAUUACUUACAAAUGGAAGAAUGCUGUACAGUCCUACUCUUCUUCUGACAGGCAAAGUUGGCCAAGUCCAGCAUUGAAAGGAAGGUUCAAGUCCCAGUCUCUUGCAGCAGGCCCACCAAAUGGUUCAACGUACUCUAGCCCAAGAAGAAAUAGUCCAGUGAUGGGCAGCCCAGGGAAAUAUGGCAAUGUUGCUUCAUUUUUUCCGGACCUUGGGAGUCCUGGGCGGUACAGUCCAGCAUAUGCCAACAAUAUACUGUUGUUAAAACUGCAUCACUUGUCAAAACCUCCUUCCCAUUAG
Molecule: messenger RNA, 3120 nt
Organism: Emys orbicularis (European pond turtle)
Lineage: Eukaryota; Metazoa; Chordata; Testudines; Emydidae
Gene: ANKLE2
Product: ankyrin repeat and LEM domain containing 2
Exons: 13
Coding region: 1-3120 (1039 amino acids)
Biological process (GO): negative regulation of phosphorylation
Cellular component (GO): endoplasmic reticulum
Molecular function (GO): protein phosphatase 2A binding
Source: RefSeq, a predicted model, not a curated record